Molecule: messenger RNA, 661 nt
Organism: Staurois parvus
Lineage: Eukaryota; Metazoa; Chordata; Amphibia; Anura; Ranidae
Source: the annotation of a GenBank genome assembly
AUGGCGAUCUUCAGUGUGUAUGUGGUGAACAAAGCAGGAGGACUCAUCUACCAGCUGGACAACCAGAACCCACGAUCCGAGACCGAGAAAACCUUUAGCUUCCCCCUGGACUUCGUCCUCAAAGUCCACGAUGAGCGGGUGUUGGUGUCGUUCGGUCAGAGAGACAACAUCCGGGUUGGACAUUCUGUGCUCUCUAUCAAUGGCAUUGAUGUGAAUGGACGAUACACAGCAGAUGGAAAGGAAGUUCUGGACUUUCUGGGAAACCCCUCCAACUAUCCGCUUUCCAUCCGCUUUGGGAGACCUCGUCUUACAUCUAAUGAGAAGCUGAUGUUGGCCUCCAUGUUUCACUCGCUAUUUGCUAUUGGAUCCCAAACUCUCUCCUGAGCCAGGAAGUUCUGGCAUUGAAAUGCUGGAAACGGAUACAUUCAAACUGCACUGCUUUCAGACUCUGACAGGUAUAAAAUUUAUGGUAUUGUCAGAUCCACGCCAGGCUGGCAUUGAUGCUUUACUACGCAAAAUCUAUGAACUGUAUUCUGACUAUGCACUCAAGAAUCCAUUUUACUCCCUGGAAAUGCCCAUUAGGUGUGAGUUGUUUGACCAGAACUUGAAGUCUGCUUUGGAAGUAGCAGAGAAAGCGGGAACAUUUGGACCCAGUUCCUAG